Molecule: messenger RNA, 785 nt
Organism: Cuscuta europaea
Lineage: Eukaryota; Viridiplantae; Streptophyta; Magnoliopsida; Solanales; Convolvulaceae
Source: the annotation of a GenBank genome assembly
AAAGUACUAAAUUUGAGAAAACCCCGUAGAUAUGAACAAAUACUACUCCUGAGUAAUUGGUGUGCGUACGUAUAAGUAGUCGUGAUUAAUUGGUGCCCGGCCAGUCGGCCACUGCAAGCGAGCCAAUUGCAGAUCGAUAUGUGGGUAUGGGUGGUUUUGUUCUUCCUACUACUCGCUGUCAUCAUUUCGGUUGCUUUUCAGCUCAUGUGUUUGGCUGAUCUAGAAGUCGACUAUAUCAACCCUUAUGACUCUGCCUCUAGGAUUAACCAAGCUGUUCUUCCCGAGUUCAUUGUACAAGGAGUUUUGUGCUUACUCUAUCUGGGAACCGGCCAUUGGAUUAUGUCGCUUCUUUGCUGUCCUUACUUAUACUACGAUGUGCACCUGUAUUUGCAGAAACAACACUAUAUGGACGUGACUGAGAUUUUUAACCAGCUCAAUUGGGAGAAAAGACAAAGACUUUGGAAACUUGGGUAUCUUGUUAUUCUCUUCAUCAUCUCCUUAGUUGUGUUGAUACGUUGUAUCGUGGAAGACGAUGAUCAAACGUUAAAAUAUCCUUUGUAGUGUAUCAAUUUUCACAUUCCAAGGAGGCUCAUAACAUACGACCAAAAUAAAUAACAGAAUCUUAAUUAAGGUGAAAUUCAACAGUCCUACUAAUACAUCUAAACAUUCUACACCACUGAGGAGCAUAGUUGCCUAUCUAAUGCACUACUCUCUCAUCAGUAUUACAACACAGAUCUUAAUGAAAUUAAUUAAUUUGCAGAUACAAGUAUUUUUCUUUACUUGAC